Messenger RNA from Rhipicephalus microplus (southern cattle tick), 942 nucleotides. RefSeq names its product tigger transposable element-derived protein 6-like. NCBI's taxonomy places the organism in Eukaryota, Metazoa, Arthropoda, Arachnida, Ixodida, Ixodidae. The record is from RefSeq and is a predicted model, not a curated record.
AUGAGCAAGGUGCACAUCUCCAUUUUGCUCCCUGCAAAUAUGGACGGCUCGUGCAAACUUCAGCCAUUCGUUAUCGGCAAGAGCAGAUCGCCACGCUGCUUCAAGAACGCAAGAGGUCUCUCGAUGCGCUACGCAUCCAACAAAAAAACGUGGAUGACACGCGAUCUGUUCACGGUGUGGCUCCGGGCAUGGGAUACCGAGCUGGAGAAGUCCGGCCGCCAAGUCUGUCUCCUUCUCGACAAUUGUUCGGCCUACCACGCUACCAUCCCACUGAAAAACAUCACCGUGAAAUUUUUGCCGGCCUACACUACGGCGAAGCUGCAGCCUCUCGACCAAAGCAUUAUCAAAGCCUUCAAGGUUGGGUACAGGCGACGACUGGUGCAGAGGCUCCUGAUGAACCUUCGUUUGGGAAUCGAACUCAAAGUUGACCUUCUUGGAGCUACACAGAUGCUGACAGGCGCUUGGAACGACGUGAAACAAACCACAGUCGUAAACUGCUUCCGCAAAGCGGGCUGUGUGGUGACUCCUGACGAGACGUGUUCGGACAUCGAAGACGACGGCGUUGAGUGUUUCGACGGUGAAUUUCAGGCGCUGGCGGCAUUUCCAGGUGCCAUCCAAGAUGGCGCAACAGCGCGCGAUUUUUUAAGUGCUGACGAUGACGCGCAGGCUGUGGUGGAUCUCAACGGUGCGGAGAUCGUGGCGGACAUAGCAAUUGCCGCUGCCGAAGAAGCGGCAACAAGCGACUCCGAUGAAGAUAUCCACCCGCCUACUGCAGCUGAGCUUGCGUCGGCGUUCAGCAUGAUUCGCCACUGUUGCCGCGCAAUGGAAGGCGCCGGACUUUCGCAUUUGGACAGCGUCAGCAAACUUGAAGACAGUUUAAUGAACUUCAUGGCGCAAAAGAAGAAGCAGUCCAAGCUCACGGACUUUUUUCAUGCCGAAUAA